CAGGCGGUGGCAACUCAACGGCGGUGGCGGGCGGCGCGAGACGCAAGUGUUGGCAGUCAGCUGUGAGGUGGUGGCGUUGCUGGACUGAUCUCAGUGUGUGAGCGUACGGCGGAAACCUUCAUCAGUCCUAGAGCAAACACAUUGAUUGCAGCGCCGACAAAGGAGUCAUGACACGCGCUUGAGGAACUGAGGGACUGACGACCUACAAUACCCACUAACUUUCUGACGCCGCGGCAGACACCAUGACGGAGAACGGGGGACCAGCGGCGCCUCCUCCUGCCUCUAAAGAAAAUGGGGAAGAGGCUGCCGACGACGGGGACUACAAAGAACUGUACCUGCAGGAAAUAGAGAAGAGAAAGACGGUCAUGAAGCUGGCCCAGAAAGCCGCCCGGGACUACGAUGAGCUCAAGAGGCGGUACUCGGACGUGAGCCAGACUGCGGAGAUGCUCAAGGUCCGCCUGGAGGAGCGUGAGCAUGACCUUCACAACCUACGCAGCGACUCUGACCCUACUGAGGUUUCUACAGUGUCCGAGGCGGUCUAUCACGAGUACGACAACCUGCGGCAGCGCUACAAGGUGGAGGCGGAAUCCAUGGCGCAGGCAUUCAACAGAGCCACUGAGUGGUACCGCGAGAACAAGUCACUCCGCCGGGAAACCAACAACCUGAAGCGGCAAAGCGCCAUCCUGCUGCAGCGAGUAUCUGACGGCUCUCCGGACUUGGAUAUCUCUGUGCUGGCCGGCAUGGAAGAGACGACGGACAAGAAGGAGAUCCAGGACCUACAGCAGCAGCAUGAGAAGGAGGUGGACAACUUGAUGAAUAAGAUUAAAGGGUUGGAAAAUGAGGUGGCCAACCUCACCAUGGAAAUCAGCAAGGCAAAGCAGGAUGAGUUUGAGGCCCAAGAGGAACUCCUGGAGAUGAGGCGUGAGCUUGAGGACGCCAACCAACAAAUAGACACUCUAAAGAAAAGAACUUCUGAACUGGAAGCUGUGGAGCAAAGGAUGGGCCGGGUGUCUGUGCUGGUUCUUGAUGAGGUGGAAGCCCUUCAGGCACAGCUGCGGACUGAGGCUGCUCGGGCCAACACAGCUGCCACAGAAGCUGCCAAGGCACGGGGAGAGAGGGCUGCCCUGGCUCGCCAGAGUGCUGUGGCCAUGUCUGAGUUGAUGGGAGAUGAGAAGCUGUCCAUGGCUAUGCAGGAGGUUGAUUCACUAACAAAGCAGCUUCACAAACAGGAAGAAGAUUACAAACAAAAGAUAAAUAAACUCAAGGCUGAAUUGCUUUCUUAUGAGACUGGUGAGAAAGCUGCAGAACUUGAACUGCUGAGGGAGCGUGUGCAACUAUUGGAGGAGGAGGUGAGAGUGCAGGAGGGCAAGGCAAGUGAAGGACAGUGUGAAGUGGAGACACUGAGGAAAGAAGUUGAGGAGCAGCGGAAACUACUGAAGUCUUUGCAGGAAUCUGCCAGAACACCAGACUCUCCAUCUCAAAGUGUGUGUUCUCCUCAAGACUCCCAGAUGGUUCCAAUACCACCACCUCCACCUAUACCUGGAGCCAAAGCUCCCCCACCACCACCACCACCACCACCACCACCUUUGCCACCACUGCCACCACCACCUCCUCCUCCUCCAUGUGCACCUCCUCCACCCCCACCACCCCUUCCUGCCAACAAUCCUGUUACUGCAUUAGCUACUCUAAUUGGUGUUUCCAAGCAAAACAAAAAAGCGAAGGAGCCGGAAAGUACAGAUGCAGCAGGAAAAGGCUGUGGUAUGGAUGACCUCAUCAAUCAAAUCAAGCAAGGCGGGGUAAAACUAAAAUCUACCAAAUCCCAUAGUGUAGGAAGCAUCAGUAAGAAACCAGACAAUGAUGAGAAAGAGAAACCUCCUGAUGCUGUGCAAGAGAUGAAAAGUAUUUUGGCAACAAUGAAGCGUGGCCGUCAAGGAAGAAUUAAGCCAUCUGAAAUUUCUCAAGGAUCAAAAUUUCGUACAAAGAAUGAAAAGGGAGAGUCUACUUCAUCUAAGGGAAGCAAAACUGAAGUCUCUUGCUUGAGGAAUGAGGACUCAAGUUCUGCAAUGACUAAUGGUAAUCUUCCAUCACAAACAAAAGGGAAUUCUCACAUUACCAACACUACAGAAGACUCUGCUGGCCACAAGAAUACCACUGAAUCACACUCCAAAAAAGUGAUAGAAACAGAUGCAUGCACUGAUACUGUCAAGAUGCGAGAGAAGUGCUCCUCAUCUCGGGAGCCUACCAACUUUAAGGAGACGGACACAACAGCUAGUGCAUCACACACACUCAGGCUCACUAGUCCCAGUGCUGGAGAGAAUGAGUGCUCCAGUCGGGAAGUUACUCCACCUAGGAGAUCAGAGGAGCAGGAGAGCGGCCGUCCCCCAUCUGGGAGGGCCAUCACCACCACCACCAUAUUCUUAUCGGGCCAGAGUCUACCACAGGAUUGAGUAGUUAACCUGCUGUUAACUUCUUAGCUCUGUCUAUAAGCAAAACAAACUGCUCAUGUUACAAGUUCAUGAUUUUAAUGUUUUAAACUGAUUUUAAACAUUAUUUUUACUUCUGUUGUGAAAGUCUCACAGUGUAGGAACUUGACAUCCGUAAUGUGUGUUCUACAUAAGAAAUCAUGGUUAGAAAGAAAAGAUUUAUUGUUAAACUAUUGUCUGUAAUUAGUUGCAUGUAAUAUGUAAAUGUUGAUUACAUGUUGAUUUUAUCAUAUGCUAUAUAUAUUUAACUUUACAACUUAAGCCUCAAUAUAAAACUUGUUGCUCUUAAAACCUUUACUUCUUUUAGGCCAGAAAGUCUGCGAAUAAUCAAUCCUCCUGAAGCACACACUUUGUGGUGGACUUCAAUGACUGACAAAAAGAAUGCUCAAAUAUUCAAUGAGAGAAAUUGUACCCUCCUAGCUUUAGAUAAUCCAUUAUAAAUAUCAACAAUCACUAUAUAUAACAAACUGGAGAAAUUAGUCUAAGGCUCAGAGCAGAAGCAAUUUGUAUACAUGUGCAUACUGCCUAUAGCUAUCUACAUUAUAAAUUGAAAGUGUUGUCAAAAAAUCAUGCAUAGGUAUUUUAUUACAAAAAUAUAUUUAUAAGUCAAUAAAAUAUAUUUUGCUUGUUGACAAAAUCCAAAGUUUUACAUUAAUAGUUGCAAACGGUGUAGCACAUCAGGGAAUGUAGUAAGACUUUUUGUAGUGGUCACAAAUUGGCCGAGAUGUCUGAGGCCUGAUAUAAUAAUCUUGGUAAUGUUAACGAGGUUAAGUGUUCAAAUAUUUUUUGGCUGUGCCUCCAGUAUUUUUAGCCUUCUAUGAAGGUGCCUGUGGGAAAGUAAACCUUACACAAUUGUGGUAUUUAUUUGCCAGGUUGAUAAGGUUUAGCAAAAUAGCAGAUAUAAGUGAAAAUAUUAAAAAAAUAAUUUCACUGU
Messenger RNA from Portunus trituberculatus (swimming crab), 3417 nucleotides. Its product is annotated as arp2/3 complex-activating protein rickA-like. The record is from RefSeq and is a predicted model, not a curated record. NCBI's taxonomy places the organism in Eukaryota, Metazoa, Arthropoda, Malacostraca, Decapoda, Portunidae. The transcript is spliced from 11 exons. The coding region runs from base 243 to 2447 and encodes 734 amino acids. Gene Ontology annotation, molecular function: actin binding.